Messenger RNA from Ipomoea triloba (trilobed morning glory), 2302 nucleotides. Its product is annotated as protein NRT1/ PTR FAMILY 4.6-like. Gene Ontology annotation, biological process: transmembrane transport. The record is from RefSeq and is a predicted model, not a curated record. NCBI's taxonomy places the organism in Eukaryota, Viridiplantae, Streptophyta, Magnoliopsida, Solanales, Convolvulaceae. The transcript has 6 exons. Bases 150 to 1970 code for a protein of 606 amino acids. Gene Ontology annotation, molecular function: transmembrane transporter activity. Gene Ontology annotation, cellular component: membrane.
AGUGGAACUACAUAGAUAGUAUAGGCGGCCUAGCUAUUCUCGUACGUGAUCAUCAUCAUUAUCAUACAAAACCAAAUUUGGGAGUUAUUAGUUGAUUCCACUCCAUCAUCAUCUGACCGUCAAACCCCAUCCAUCAUUAGCCGCCGGGCAUGGAUGAGACAACUAAGUCAGGCAAUAGUGCUCUAACCUCAUGGCAAAUAAAAGGAAAAGGUGGAUUUAAAGCUGCUUCUUUCCUAUAUGUGCUGGCGGCACUAGACAACAUGGGAUUUGUAGCAAACAUGGUGAGCUUGGUGUUGUACUUCCAUGUGAAGCUGCAUUUUGAUAUUCCAACCGCAUCGAACACACUCACAAACUUCAUGGGCUCAACUUUCUUGCUCUCAAUUGUGGGCGGAUUCAUAUCUGAUACUUAUAUCAAUAGAUUACAUACAUCUCUCAUCUUCGGACUACUUGAAGUUCUGGCAUUGAUAUUGAUGACAAUCCAAGCAAGAUUCACAAGCCUACAACCAGAAGUGUGUACCAACAACAAGGGAAGUUGCAUGGAGGGUAACAAAGCACUCCUCUUCUAUGUCUCCCUUUGUGCAUUGGCAUUGGGGUCUGGUGGGGUGAGGGGUGCACUCCCAGCACUUGGCGCCGACCAAUUUGACCACACACAUCCCAAAGAGGCCAAGGCCUUUGCAAGCUACUUCAACUACCUCUUGUUCAGCACCACCGCCGGCGCCACCAUCGGCGUCACCUUCAUUGUCUGGCUCACCACCGAGAAGGGCUGGUGGUGGGUUGGUUUUCUCAUCUCCGUCGUUGGUGUUAUCGUCGGUUUCGCCGUCCUCGCCGCCGGAAAGCCUUUCUACCGCCUUCAAACUCCCGGCGGCGGUCCGCUCUUGAGAAUUAUUCAGGUAAUUUUUGUGUCAAUAAAGAACCGAAAGCUAAGAUUACCAGAAAAUGAUGGUGAAUUGUAUGAGAUGGAGGACAAAGGAUCAAGCAGCUAUGUGGAAGAAGAAAAGCUUUUACACACUGACCAGUUUAGAUUCUUGGACAAGGCAGCAAUUGUUACAGAAAAUAAUACAACACCAUGGACAGUGUGCACAGUGACCCAAGUAGAAGAAGUGAAAGUCCUAAUAAGAAUGCUACCAAUCAUAGGCAGCACCAUAUUAAUGAACACCUGCCUAGCCCAACUCCAAACCUUCUCAGUCCUCCAGGGCUACAGAAUGGACCUCCAAUUAGGCUCCAUAAAGAUGGCCCCCUCAUCAGUUCCCGUGAUCCCCCUCCUCUUCAUGACCCUCCUCAUCCCUCUCUACGACCGCGUCUUCGUCCCACUCGCCCGCACCCUCACCCACCACCCCUCCGGCAUCACCCAGCUCCAGCGCGUGGGCGUCGGCCUCGUCCUCUCCGUCGUGUCCAUGGCCGUGGCCGCCCUGGUGGAGAUCAAGCGGAAACGCCACUCCUUGAGGGACCCUUUGCACCCCAUUCACGUCUUGUGGCUCGGCUUCCAGUACGGCAUCUUUGGGAUCGCCGACAUGUUCACCUUGGUUGGCUUGCUUGAAUUCUUCUACAAAGAAGCCCCCUCCGGGAUGAGAUCACUCUCCACUUCUUUCACUUGGAUCUCCCUCUCCUUUGGGUAUUUCUUGAGCAGCGUGUUUGUUGACGUCAUCAAUGCCGUCACCAAGAAAGUGGGGUCCACCCACAGAGGGUGGCUUGAGAGUAAUGAUUUGGACCAGAACAAACUCAACUUCUUCUACUGGUUCUUGGCCGUUCUUAGUGCCAUCAAUUUUGCAGUUUAUCUGUUGAUGGCUUCUUGGUACAAGUACAAAUCUGAAGAUAAUAAUAAGCCUAUCACUAUUCCACUUUCUGUGUCCAAAAGUGGGGUGCCAUUUCUCAAGGAUCCAUCUAAAGAUGAAACACCAUCAUCAAUAUCUACUGGGCAGCCUGUUGAGGACAAUGCCAAUACCGCAGAAAAGAAGGAUGAUGAUAAGUGAAGAAGGCACUGACCAAACCAAUUCAAGUUACACACCCCAUUCAUCAAUAUGGAUGGGCUGUUUUUCUUCUGUUUCUUUUGAGUGUUUAAUUUAAUUUGGUCUCAUUUUUUAGGGAAUUGAAAUUCUCUUUGUGUGGGCCGAAUCAUUGUUAAGAAAACCAACACACGUCCAUGUUUGAAUUGGUUAUUAAUAAGUCUCUUAGCCUAGCUAAAGCUUCGAAAUGAAUCAAAUUAUGUUAGCCCUUGUUGUGGCCAAAUUUUACUGUGAACCAUGGAAAUAUGUAUCAUUUUAUUUACAUUUUAAUUUUAUUUGAUAAUGUUGUUAUGUUUUUA